Molecule: messenger RNA, 5603 nt
Organism: Bubalus bubalis (water buffalo)
Lineage: Eukaryota; Metazoa; Chordata; Mammalia; Artiodactyla; Bovidae
Gene: ESCO1
Product: establishment of sister chromatid cohesion N-acetyltransferase 1
Exons: 12
Coding region: 2029-4554 (841 amino acids)
Biological process (GO): mitotic sister chromatid cohesion
Cellular component (GO): nucleus; chromatin
Molecular function (GO): protein-lysine-acetyltransferase activity
Source: RefSeq, a predicted model, not a curated record
UACGGAAGCUGAAAGGGAUAAUGGUAAUAUGGCAAGAGUUGACAAGUAGUUAAGUGAAAUGAGGCAUAAUUAAGACAAACAUUUUCUUUUUCAUGCUUUCUUUUCAUAAAAAAUGUUACAUCAGUAUAUUAAUUAUUACAGCUAAUUAUUAUAACUAAUAAUAACUGCUUAUGGUUCUAGAAACUGUUCUAAGAACUUGGUAUUAGGAAAUGAAAUGUUACUCUUGUCAUUGUUGCUGUCAUAUUCAUUUUUUUUUGGCUUUAUUUUCUUGAUGUGGGUAGAUAGUAGUAUAAUAAAUUGUGGAGCAUGGUGAUAGUGGAAUGACUUGACUGACAGCUGAAUUUAAGGUGCCUUUAAGACAUCAGGAUGUAUAUGUCCAGUAUGUUGUUGGAUAUCUGAGUAGCACUAGGGAUGGAAAUUGUGUUGGGCUAUCAUUUGUAUGUUAGUGGUCUACAGGUAGUAAUCGAAAGUAUACGUAUAAAUGAAAUGAGUUAAUGUGUGUCUUUUGUGGUAAGAAACCAAACCUUGGGGAAUACUAAUUUGUAAGAGACUGGUGGAGGAAGAUAAUUUAAAAAAUUAAAUUGUCCAUGUCUUUCUUAAGAGUUUUAACUAAUGAUGUUGAGAAUAACGUUGUUUUACUGAAUGUCUAUUAUAAAUCUAGUGUAAUAAAGAGAUUUUUGUCUUUGAAUGUUUGGAAAAAUUUAUUAAGGAUAGUACCUGGUCAGGGAACUAAGAUCCCACAAGCAGUGUGAUCAGGAAUAAAAAAAAAAUUUUUUUAACUGAGAUGUAAUUUGAGAUGGACUGUAAAAUUCACCUAAUUAUAUAAUUUAGUGGAUUUUAGUAUGUUCAGACUUGAAACAGAAAAAUUUAUUAGAGACAGUACCUCGUAUUCCUGUAUGUUUCUGUUGCAUUCUCUGUUAAUGGUUUAUUGUUGCUUCGGUUGUAACAUUUUAUAUGUUUUUGGCUAGUGGUAAUUCAUUUAAUUUUAUGUUCCUUAACAUUUUUUUUUUAAUUUAUAAGUAUUUAUUGGCAUUUUAGAACAUGAAAAACACUUGAAUUACCCUAAAUAGGGGAUAAUGAAUGGAUUGGCAGGAUACACAGAGAAAUAAGGAAGAGAAGACUGUAUUUGUAGAGCCAGAUCUUGUGGAAGGAGAAAACAGGAAUCAUCAACACUAGGCCUUACAGAAAUCAGAAGUUAGUUCAGGACUCAGAAGGUUGCUGAGAAAAGGUGCAGCUCUGGCAUUUGGCUUACUUACAAGAUAAACAGCCAAACACAUGGAAGCUAUUAGAAGUAUCAUUCAUUAGAAGCAUCAUCUAUCAACUUGAAGAAAAAAAUUAUAUGUAAUUUUCAUUUCAAUAAGGUGCUGUAUAAUGUGUUAAAAGGAAAUUAUAAGGAAUGAUUUUGUCAAAUUCUAUGAGUUAUGGUGGCUGAAAGAUCAAAUGUUUCUUGUGGGAAAGGAAAUAAAUGCCAGCACAAAAGGAAGUCUUUAUUAAUAGAGUAUUUUAUUAAACGGACGUGGUUAAAUAAGAACUUUAAAUCAACAGACUCAGCAAACAAGAAAAGAAACGUGUUAGCUGUAAGACAUGUUUCUAAUGAAUCAAAGUCCAAUAACUGUAGACUUCAGAAGAAAAAAAUUUUCAAAAACUUUGUCAAAACAGACAGGUCAGUGAUAAAUAACUUAUCCAGUCAUAGGGCUAGGCCUGAAAACAAAUUUAAUUGAAAUAUUAACAAAACAGAUCAAACUUGAAUUAAAAUUUUUGUCAUAAAAAGUUCUGAAAAUAUCAGCUUAGAUUUUAAUUUUUCUCAAAUAUCUAUUGCCUUGUCCAAAGUAAAGCAAAUAUUAUUCAGCCUUCAUGCCGUAAGGAUGACAGAAAUCUUAGCAGACUAGUACUUUUGUUGAAAAUGUGUACCACUAUCAGUUGAAUUUUUUAGACCUGCUGAGAAAUAAUACUAGACAUUCAGCAUUUAUUAUUUACUAGGACACAAAAAUUUCAAAAAUACUCAGAAAAGGAGGACCUUACUCAGGAAUGAUGUCCAUUCAGGAGAAAUCAAAAGAAAAUUCCUCCAGUGUUAUUAAAAAGAAUGAAGAUAAGAAUUUAGAAACACAAGUUCAAGGUUCUCAAAAAAAUCUAGCCAAAAAAUCAGAUCCAAAGGAAGCUAUAAAAUCACUGGUUAAAUCUCCAAAUGAAAGUAAAGUGAAUCAGCCUGAAUUAGGAGCAUGCAUGAGCACAAGGUCAGCAUCCACUGAUAAAAGAGCUAGUAAAUCUACUAAUAAAAAUAUGGUGACUGUAAAGGGACAUUCACAACAGGAAUCUACAAAACAGAAGAAAAUAUCUCAGAAAAAACCAGUGCACGAAACCCCUAAAUCAAGUGAACAGCUCAACCGGAGAUCACAAAGACUACAACAGCUAACAGAGGUUUCGACAAGGUCUCUGCGUAGUAGAGAAGUUCAGGGUCAGGCUCAGGCAGUUAAACAGAGUUUGCUGCCAACAAAAAAAGAGCACUGUAGCAAUACUCAGAGUAAAUCUAAUAAAGCUAAAACAAAUCAGAAACAUGUGAAAAGAAAAGUAUUGGAAAUAAAGUCUGAUUCUAAAGAGGAAGAAAAUUCUGUAACUAAUGAAGCGAUCAAUUCCCCCAAAGGAAAAAAGCGCAAAGUGGAGCAUCAGACGGCUUAUACUUCUAGUUCUCAGUGCAUAAAAGGAUCUGAAAAAUGUCUGGAGAAUACUAGAAAAGAAGAAACAAAAUCUUCUUCUGAGAUAAAAAGAUCCAAAGUGACUACUUCAGUGGUCUCUAAAAAGAACGAGAUGAAGAAGUCAGUUCACACACAAGUGAAUAACAGUGCAAAAUCCCAAAAAAGUCCACAGCCAUCAGUGCCUGAACAAACUGUAGACAAUGGGCUGGAGCAAGCAGGAACAAGCAAACGCGGGAGCAUUCUCCAGCUCUGUGAAGAAAUUGCUGGUGAAAUUGAGUCAGAUACUGUAGAGGUAAAAAAGGAAUCUUCACAAAUGGAAAGUGUAAAGGAGGAGAAGCCUACAGAAAUAAAAUUGGAAGAGACAGAGACUGAAAGACAAAUACUUCAUCAGAAGGAAACGAAUCAGGACGUUCAGUGUAAUCGUUUUUUCCCCAGUAGAAAAACAAAGCCUGUGAAAUGUAUACUAAAUGGAAUAAACAACUCAACUAAAAAGAACUCCAACUGGACUAAAAUUAAACUCUCAAAAUUUAACUCUGUGCAGCAAAAUAAAUUAGACUCUCAAUUUUCCCCUAAAUCGGGCUUAUUACGAACCAGUUUUUCACUACCUGCGUUAGAAACGCAUCAGCAAGUGACGCAAAGUACAUUUUUAGGGUCAAAACCAUAUGGUGAUAAAAAUAAAGCUUGCCAGCAGGAAGAAACGAAAGAAGUUAAUUCUGAAGAUGUUAAACCUAAUGAUAUUGCAGUUGAAAUGAAUAAGAUCCCCAAAAAGGCUCCUGAAGGUUGUCAUUUGGGUAAUCAGAUAAAACCACCUCCUGACCAACCAUUGGAUAAGCAGAAGAAAGAUGCUUUUGAAUCAACACUGGAUAAGAAUUGCAGCCUGUGUUUGGAAUCUAAGCUUGAAAACAAUCCAGUGGAAAAUGCCACUACUGUCUCAACUCUGCUCAGUCAAGCAAAAAUUGAUACAGGAGAGAACAAAUUUCCAGGUUCGAUUCCCAAACAGCACAGUGUACUCUGUAAUCAGACAUCUAAGACGAGUGAUAACAGGGAGAUACCACCAAAUCAUUCUUGGCCCAAGUGUAAUUCCCAUUUGGAGAUAACAAUUCCAAAAGACUUGAAACUAAAAGAAGCAGAGAAAGCUGAUGAAAAACAGUUGAUCAUAGAUGCAGGACAAAAAAGAUUUGGAGCAGUUUCCUGUAAUGUUUGUGGCAUGCUUUACACUGCUUCAAAUCCAGAGGAUGAAACACAGCAUCUGCUCUUCCACAAUCAGUUUAUAAGUGCUGUAAAAUACGUGGGUUGGAAAAAAGAAAGAAUUCUAGCUGAAUAUCCUGAUGGCAGGAUAAUAAUGGUUCUUCCUGAAGAUCCAAAGUAUGCCCUGAAAAAGGUUGACGAGAUUAGAGAGAUGGUUGAUAAUGAUUUAGGUUUCCAGCAGGCUCCACUCAUGUGCUAUUCCAGAACAAAAACACUUCUGUUUAUUUCUAAUGACAAAAAGGUAGUUGGUUGUCUAAUUGCAGAACAUAUCCAGUGGGGCUACAGAGUUAUAGAAGAAAAACUUCCAGUUAUCAGGUCAGAAGAAGAAAAGGUCAGAUUUGAAAGGCAAAAAGCCUGGUGCUGCUCAACAUUACCAGAGCCUGCAAUUUGUGGGAUCAGCCGCAUAUGGGUGUUCAGCAUGAUGCGUCGGAAGAAGAUCGCUUCUCGCAUGAUUGAAUGCCUAAGGAGUAACUUUAUAUAUGGCUCAUACUUGAGUAAAGAGGAAAUUGCUUUCUCAGACCCUACUCCUGAUGGAAAACUGUUUGCAACCCAGUACUGUGGCACUGGUCAGUUUCUGGUGUAUAAUUUUAUUAAUGGACAAAAUAGCACCUAAAAUAAACUCAUGCCUACGGCAUCGGAAGACAUCUACUGAUGAGAAUGGAUUGGUUGUUGACUUAAACCAGGAACUAGGGCCAUUUUUAUUACAAUGAACUCAGGACUGGCAACAACCAGAAGGUUGUUCCAUUUUCAUAAAAUUGGAAAAAAAAUGAAGUAAUUGCUUAUUGUUGUUCUGUUUUUUAAAGAAGAUAUUUUAUUAUCUUUUACAGAAAUUUAUGAUUGAUGUAUUUUAUCUAUAGUUAUUUAGACAUGUUUACAUGCAGCAGAUAAUUGUUCAUAGUGGACUGAAAACUAAUGCAAGGACUAUGGUCUCAGUGAUAAGUAUAACUUGAAGUUCUUAACUGUGGCAAUAUACCAGUGUAGCUUGGUACUGUAUUUUUUUUAUAUUGAUCUGCUGAUACCAGUUAUAGUUUUAAAGAUUGUAUUUUCACAGAGUGGAAACCAAUGUUUUUACAUCAUUAUUCAAGAAGGGUGUGAGUUAUGUGUUUAGGAAUCAAAACUAAUUCUUAAAGGGUCUGAUACCUAUUUUAAGGGAAUCAUCACAAAAAAAGCAAAGCUCCUUUAGCAAGAGAGAAUUUGAAAUACUGAGUUUGUUCUUCUAUUUCUCUUUUUCUGCUUCUUGCUGUCAUCAAGAAGCAGAAGGUGGAAAAGAAUUGAAGCUUUCCUUCUUGGAGAACUACGAAUGACUGGAGUUAGAAUGGUGCCCUGUAGUUUAUUUAUUUGUUCAUUCUGGUUUCACUUUUUAAGAUAAACAUCAACUUGGCACACUUGGGCCAUUCGCAGUCCCACAGAGGUUCAUAGAAACCUGUGCGAUAGUUGCAAGCUAAAUACGUAUGAAUUGGUAUCUGCUUUGUUACUCCUCAGAAAUACUACACUGGGUAUAUGCCCUCAUUAUUGGACUUCAUUUUGAUACUUGUCUAUCCUUCAUAGUGCCCUCUACUUUUAAAGGGUUUAUAUGUUGAAAAACUGCUGUGGCCUUUUAUGACUUGUAUAUAAUGUAGAAUAAAAUAAUAAAAUACUUGAUAGCUUUUUCUAAGUGAUAAA